AAGGUCUCUUGCCAAUUGCAGGCAAAAGAAUGCAUGAGGUAGAGGGAAGGAGAAAAUCACAUUGAAUUAAACCUGAAAUAAAAUCUUGUUCUUCUAUAUAUAACAAAAUAUUGUAAAGUACUUUGAGUUAAAGUUUGUGUGCAAGAAGCCACAAAUUGUAGCAAGUUGUAAAAUGGAUCAAGUGUCUAGAAAUAUAUUCUGAUGUGGAAUUUUUAUACUAUGGAAAUUGGCGUGAGUUUAGAAAUUUUAUAUUAGCUCAUAUAUUCCUUUUCUUAGACUGAAAUGAGAACUUAAUAUAGACUUAUCCUCUAAAGCCCAUCAUACCCCCCAAAACAAAAUACUGAACAUAAUUUAGUUGGGUUUAUAUUAAAUACAUUUAAAUAAUAAUAGGGCUUCAAAUAAAUAUUUUUUUAAUCAUCUGAUUUUCUUUUCACAGUUUCACUUUCUGGGAUUGGACUUUGAGCCAUUAGAACCAUGAGCAACUACAGUGUGUCCUUGGUUGGCCCAGCUCCUUGGGGUUUCCGGCUGCAAGGUGGCAAGGAUUUCAACAUGCCUCUGACAAUCUCUAGUCUAAAAGAUGGUGGCAAAGCAUCGCAGGCAAAUGUGAGAAUAGGUGACGUGCUUCUCAGCAUUGAUGGAAUAAGUGCCCAUGGAAUGACUCACCUGGAAGCCCAGAACAAGAUUAAGGGUUGCACAGGCUCUUUGAAUAUGACUCUGCAAAGAGCAUCUGCUACAUCCAGGCCUGAACCAGUUCCUGUUCAAAAGCCCACAGUCACCAGCGUGUGUUCCGAGACUGCUCAGGAGCUAGCAGAGGGACAGAGAAGAGGAUCCCAGGGUGACAGUAAACAGCAAAAUGGGAAAAUCCCACCUAAACGCCCACCGAGAAAACACAUUGUGGAGCGUAAUACAGAGUUUUAUCACAUACCUACUCACAGCGAUGCCAGCAAGAAGAGGCUGAUCGAGGAUACUGAAGACUGGCAUCCGAGGACUGGCACGACUCAGUCUCGCUCUUUCCGAAUCCUGGCCCAGAUCACUGGGACUGAACAUCUGAAAGAAUCUGAAACUGAUAAUACAAAGAAGGCAAAGUUUGACAGUUCUCUGGAAGAGCUACCUAAGAGCGGACCUCACCCACCUGCAACCCCUCAGGUUUUACAUUUACAUAAUGGUAGCCAAGUAGCCACACUUUCUAAAGUAACUGCGACGUUUGCUCUCCUCAGCUCCACAAGAAAUGUGGUGACAAGUUCUUUGGAAGGUUUUCGAAACUUUUCUGCCUUCUCUUCUGCUAGAUACAGUGCUGCAGCUCUGAGCAGCGCGGCUGCUUGUGUGUCUUCCGUUCUUGCUGCAAAAACCAGGCUUUCCAGUCCUGGAAAGUAUCAGCCCCUCCUGGAUGCACUUUGCAUCAGCCCCGUUUCCAAGCCUUUAGCUUUCUCAUGUCUCCACCCCUUGAGGAACUCGGCCGGCUCUAUCCAGGUUAAGAAAACAAGCAACACCCAGGAGCCUUCUCAGCACUUGGCUUCAUCAGUGGUUUCAGCGCAGAGUAAGGCGGAGAGGCCGGAGAGCCCGGCCUUUGCCAGACCCGGGGUGGCUGGGCUCACGACUGCUGCUGCCUUCAAGCCUGUAGGAUCCACCAGCAUUAUCAAGUCACCAAGCUGGCAGCGGCCAAACCAAGCAGCACCUGCCACUGGAAGAAUCUCAAAUAGUGCCACUUCCUCAGGAGCAGCGGCCCCAGCCAACUCAGCUGCGGGGCAGCCCCAGCCGAGCGACCAGGACACGUUAGUGCAAAGGGCUGAGCACAUCCCAGCAGGGAAACGGACUCCCAUGUGCGCCCACUGCAACCAGGUUAUCAGGGGACCAUUCCUAGUGGCACUGGGGAAAUCUUGGCACCCAGAAGAAUUUAACUGUGCUCAUUGCAAAAAUACGAUGGCCUACAUUGGAUUUGUAGAGGAGAAAGGAGCCCUAUAUUGUGAGCUGUGUUAUGAGAAAUUCUUUGCUCCUGAAUGUGGUCGAUGCCAAAGGAAGAUCCUUGGAGAAGUCAUCAAUGCUUUGAAACAAACUUGGCAUGUUUCCUGUUUUGUGUGUGUGGCCUGUGGAAAACCCAUUCGUAAUAACGUCUUUCACUUGGAGGAUGGUGAACCUUACUGUGAGACUGAUUACUACGCCCUGUUUGGUACUAUAUGCCGUGGAUGUGAGUUUCCCAUAGAAGCUGGCGACAUGUUCCUGGAAGCUCUGGGCUACACCUGGCACGAUACUUGCUUUGUGUGCUCAGUGUGUUGUGAGAGUUUGGAAGGUCAGACCUUUUUCUCCAAGAAGGACAAGCCACUUUGCAAGAAACAUGCUCAUUCGGUGAAUUUUUGAAAGUCAGCGGUUCAGGAGAAGAGAAAGAAAUUUGAAGAGAAAGAGGAAAAUUAAAUUUACCAAUUAAUUUUUAGAUUUAAUAUUUAUAUGGAUUUUUGAAAAAUAGUAGUAGCCUUGAAGGGAUAAGUUCCAGCUUUAAAAACCAAAUCUAUAAGGAAAUACUUGGCUUCAUAAUGUAAAGAGACAGUUUGACACUUGUCAUUACUUUUUCCGUGUAUUUUCUGCCCAUAAAGUAACUUUUAUAAAAAUCCAUUUCCUGGCUGACUAUUAAAUUCAUCUUAGAAUAAAUUAGUGAAGAAUUAAAUUUUAGAAUAAAACUACAACCUCUGUGCUGAAAUAAUUAUGCUUUCCUUAUUAGGUAGGUAGUUAUGAGUAGAUCUGUAAAAGGCCAUGAAAAUGCCUUAUACUUUAUCAAUAAGUGAAACAUUGUAUUUUUUUCUUAAAUAAUGUUUAUCUUUGAAACAGUGAAUAGGAGUUUAAACAGAGAGUUUUAUCAGUAGUCGGUGUCCCUUUUUAAAAACUAUGUGCAUUUUUAAUUUUACAAUUGAUCAUUCCAGUAGGAAAGGUCAGUGAGAUCUUGAUCAAAAUGCGCCAUGCCAGUAAGAUGCUCUAUUUUUCCAUCCCUCCCAAAAGCCACCAUACAGCUUAUAAAUCUCAAAUACGACCAUAACUUUGGACUGUGAGGGUUUUCUCUCUCUUCAAGAGAAUGAGUAGAAAAGAAUGUGGUUGGGAAUUAUGGUGUAAUCCCCUCCCCAAACUCCCCCUUUUUUGACAAUGAACUAGUUUCAGAGUUGUACUACUGACUGAUGAAGGUUUAAGAACUCUCUUUGCAGAAUAAUUUUUUUCUUUAAUUCUCCAUUAGAAAAAUAAAAGAUUGACUUGAGCAUGUGAUAAAAAUCUAGAUUUUUUUUUUCUUUUGAUAAUUCUCUUUCAAUAAUAAACGAACCACUUCCAGAUGUGAUCAUGAAGUUUGGAAAACUUUUAUGCACAGAGUUUUGGUAGUAGAGGAGGGGAACAUGAUUAAUUACUCAGACUGGCCUAUUUGUUUUCUUCUUUUUGGGGAGGGAAAACAUAGAUCCACAUGAAGACAGAGAAACAACUGUGGUAAAAUUGUAGAUCCUAUUGACAUUUGCCCAGUAAGAAAAGAAUUUACAGCAGUUGAUAGUUUUUAUUUUUAUUUCCAGAAUGGAUGAAGGCUCAUGAUCCCACUGAGUUAUAAUUUAAAUAUGUUUGGAGCAAGGUGCUUUUAAAUCUGAGAUUGAGCCCCAAGUCCUUCCUCCCCAUCACUCAGUAAUGACUUCCCUUCCAUUGUGUACAUGUUUGUUGUAGAGGGGACUUUCAGGCUACAAUAUUUGUUUAACCUCUCCAAGAACUUUUCAUGGCCUCUGUCCUGGAAGAUGUUAAUUUAUAGUCUAGCAGAUUUAAAUUAUAUGCAGAUAAUAAUUAACUGGGGAUAAAAGAAUGAGAAGGGUGACAUGAAGUGGCAAAUGGAAUGCUUCAAGUAGCAACCCCAGACCACCUCCUCACCCUGCAUCUUGUAGGGAGGCAGGAAGUUUAUGUUGUUUUUUAAAGUGCUGGAACUGAAUUGUGUAUUAUUAUUGCUGCUGAAACCACCUAUAGAAGACAUACUAGCUAAUAUGCAUUGUCAUACCUUAGUGUCAGUCUCUCGCUUUACGCAGUAUAAAAUUAGUGGUGGUUUUGUUUCGGUGUGGUAGGAGUUUCUUUUUGUUAUUUAGUUCUGCCUUUAUAGACUAUAUGCCAAGAUACUAUUUGAUCAGUCAAUGACAUUUGGGUAUUUCCUUCAAAUAAUUUUAUUUCACCUGGAUUUCCUAUAAAAUUAUCUUACAUUAAUAUAUCAUCUUUUAUUAGACUUCUCUUUCUGCAUAUUAAUCAUAGAGCAUAAUGUUGCAUUUCUCUACAUUUUAUCCCUAAGAGGGUGACAUUACUUCCUAAUUUAUCAUCGUUUCUUCUGUGGCAAAGCUUUCUGUCGAUUCCUAAAACAGUUAAUCCUAUGAAAUAAAUAUUGAUUAUAACCCAGAAGAAUCUAUUUUCCAGUGGGGAAGGCCAUAUUUAACACCCCAGUGUUAAUCUCUUAAUAACUCAGGCAGAGCACUUUAUUAUUCUGACGCGCUCCCUGAAUAUUUAUUUUUCUGAUUAUAAAUGUUCCAUGUAAGUAGCAUUUUUUAAAUUAUUACCUCUUUACUGUAGAGCAUUUACUUUUAAUCUCUCUAGAUGUAUAUUUCGGAUCGCUGUACUUAGCACAACGUCCCCUAUUUGGAGGUCCCACUUGGAGAAUGUUAGUGAUAGGUUCAGAUUUGUAACGUUUCUCUAGACUUACAAGGACAGAAUGUUGCCCCCCGAAGGAGCAGCCCAAAAGCAGUCCCCUGUGCUUAUGCUUAUAGUAGCUUACAUAUUUCCUAUUGAUUCAGUUACAUUUAGAGUCUAAAACUAAGACCUAAGCAUCUGAUCAGUAUUAAGACAGAAAGAAGGGUUUAAAUCUUCAAAUUAUUAGUGCAGCAUUAUGUAAAAAUUAUCUACAACAAAAAUGUACUCAUGAUACCAUUUUCAAGGGGUACUAUGUUAGGAUCACUUUUAUAGAAAGUCAUGUCUUCCUUUCCCUGUUCAGGUGUGAAUCUGGUAGUGGUAUGUUAACGUUUUGUGAUGUUUGCAGUUCAGUCGUCUCUAUGGAAAGGAGAGGCUCUUCACACAGGGAAGGGGAAACAUACUGAGUAAUUUCACACAAAUCUAACGUGGCUUCUGUUUGUCACUCUUCAUCCCCCAAAUGUUUGAAGAUACUGGGUUUGGAUUCUCAAUGUAUCAUUUGCCUUAUCUAUUAAUCUUUAUUUUCUGUUUCUUUACAUUUUUAAGUUUGUAUAUACAUCUGUGCUGUUUUGCUUCUGGAUAUAUUUUCUAAUUAAAAACCACAUGAGAAAUAUAAUCAGUAUAGUAAUACCUUAUUGAGCACAUAAUAAAUAAACAGCUGCAGUGAUGUA
Miniopterus natalensis is the source of this 5348-nucleotide messenger RNA. The record is from RefSeq and is a predicted model, not a curated record. Lineage: Eukaryota; Metazoa; Chordata; Mammalia; Chiroptera; Miniopteridae.